Messenger RNA from Saccostrea cuccullata (small rock oyster), 1563 nucleotides. RefSeq names its product E3 ubiquitin-protein ligase TRIM45-like. The coding region runs from base 41 to 937 and encodes 298 amino acids. Gene Ontology annotation, molecular function: zinc ion binding. Lineage: Eukaryota; Metazoa; Mollusca; Bivalvia; Ostreida; Ostreidae. The record is from RefSeq and is a predicted model, not a curated record. The transcript is spliced from 2 exons.
CAAGGAUAACCGCCAUUACUCAAGUCAGCCACUAAGUCUAAUGAUGGACCCCCGUACUAGUGCCCACGACGUGAAGCGAUGUGAUCUGUGUGAGACCGCUGAGUUACAGAUGCACUGUGAUACAUGCCUUGUCAACCUGUGUACAGCUUGUGUAGGAAAACACAUGAUAUCUGACCAAUCCAAGGAUCACAAAUUUAAAGUGGUUAAAGUUCAGUCCAGGAAAUCCACUCCCCUCUACCCUGUAUGUACAUCUCAUAACAAAGAACGAUGUGAAAUGUACUGUAGAAAAUGUGACAUUCCUGUCUGCAGCAGCUGUCUUGAAUCUAAUCAACAUUUAGGUCAUAAAUUAUCUAAAAUCUUAAGAGAAGUGGAUGAAAAGAAGAAUAUGAUUAUAAAAGAAAAAAAUGUAUUAAAUGAUACAAUUUAUCCAACCUACAAAGAUAUUGCUUCUGAUAUAGAAAACACAAUUAUUCAGUUAGAAAAAAAAUAUGGAGAUCUCUCAACAGCCAUAACAAAACAUGGAGAGGACUGGCACAGAGAAAUUGACAAACUUGUCAUGAAACUUAAAGCUGAAAUUGAUGAGAUGAAAAACACACAGUUACGCACUCUACAGAAACAUCUGGAUAAAAUAAACAAGAACCUUUCUGACAUCAAGGAAGAGAUUAAUUCAAUGAAAACUGCAGUAGACACACAUGAUGUGUUAAAACUAUUUAGUGUCAUGUCUAAUGUACCCAUAUACAGAAAUCUUCCACAUAAAAUUAUGCCAUCUUUACCAAAAUUCAUUCCAGGAAAAAUCCAAGGGGAAGAAACUCGUAAACUAUUUGGAGCCUUAUCAUCAAGUUCUUUGACAUCAGAUAAACAUGGCUACAGCAUGAAGACAACGCAGAAAUCACGAAAAGCUGAAACCUCUCCUCCAGUCAAACAGCUGCUUGAUUAACAAGAGACUGUCACCACCAUAGACACUGGGUAUGAGUAUGGACUUUACGAUGUGGCCUGUCUGAGUGAUGAGGAAAUCUGGACAAGUAGAUGACAGAACCAUGAAACUCUACAGCAUCAAUCAGGGAUCACUACUCAAGUCAAUCACAACCAAGUCAGGGAACUACUCAAAUGGCAGUGACAAAAAGUGGAGAUCUUGUUUAUACUGAUAAUGAUAGAACUGGGAACAUUGUGAAGAAUGAGAAGAUUGAGGAGGUGAUCAGACUACAGAAGUGGAAACCUAAGGGUGUCUGUAGUACCUCCUCUGGUGACCUCCUUGUUAUUUAUCAUGUACAGUGAUGAUUACAGACAAACAAAAGUUGUCCAUUACUCUGGUUCCACAGGAAAACAAACCAUUCAGUUUGAUGAUAAAGGUAUACCUUUCUAUUUACUUAGUUCUCUCUAUCAAAGAUACAUAACUGAGAACAAGAAACAUGAUAUAUGUGUGUCUGAUGAGAAAGCUAAUGCAGUAGUGGUGGUCAAUCAGGCGGGGAAACUGAGAUUCAGGUACACUGGACAUACUCCUGCUCCAAAGAACAAAGUAUUCAGUCCACGAGGAAUCACCACAGACAGUCAGGGUAACAUCCU